Messenger RNA from Brugia malayi, 471 nucleotides. RefSeq lists its product as uncharacterized. The transcript is spliced from 2 exons. The coding region runs from base 1 to 471 and encodes 156 amino acids. The record is from RefSeq and is a predicted model, not a curated record. NCBI's taxonomy places the organism in Eukaryota, Metazoa, Nematoda, Chromadorea, Rhabditida, Onchocercidae.
AUGGUUGAAAAUAAUUUGAAAUUUUAUCCAGCUAUCAUUAUAACUGAUUUCAUCCUAUUGAUGUUUAUACCAAUAAAUAGCAUCAACAGUAAUGUAAACAAGAAAAUAUUAUCAAGAAAAAUGAUGGAACAAUCGGAAAUAUUAUCAGUGAAUCGUUCAAAACGUUUUUGGACUGAUGCACGACCACUGAAACGACAUUAUCCGGAUUUUGAUGAUGAUCAGGCAGGUGAAGCAUAUUAUCGUAAUCAAUAUAGAAAAAUUAUUCUUCCAAAUAUUCAUAAUUUCACUGUAAAAUUUACAUUUAUAACUCGUCAUACGAAAACAGUAAUACCUAAAAAAACUGAGAAAAUAAUAAAAACAACAACAAUAGUUAGUGUAAAUAAAACAAUGCUGCAAUCAACAACUAAAAAAUAUCAAAAUAUUACUAAAAAAGCUGAAAAAAAAACCGAAAAUUUAAAAAAAAAAGAUUAA